CGAAAUCGUAGGAUAGAACCUCCGAUUCACGAGAAGGAACGCCCUCUCUCGGCUAUCGCGCCGUUCGCCCAUUGGAUAAUCCCAUCUCAUGAGAUGGCGCUUCGAGAUGAUGAACUGACCGACGACUAUGUUGCAUCACUUCUGAAACGCGAUGCGGAGCGUAUGUCGCGGACAGGCGUCGCGGACGGGUUGUCGUUGGGGGCAGGACCACGACCGAAGACGCAAGCCAAGCCAAAUACUCGAUUCUUCCGUCACAUCAUCCGUGAGACAGAUAGCCACAACGCGGCGCUUAAGGCACGGGAAGAAGUCGAGGCGCGAGCGAGGGCGGAGAGGACGAGGAGGAAAGCAGAAGACGAGGCGGCGGACGGAACAGACAAGAGGAGGAGAAGAACAAAUCGUGAUCACGAAGACGAGCGGAGGUGUGAGGGCCGUGACGGAGAUCGGAGACGACACAGACACGAUGACGGUAAGAGACGUGAAAAACAUCGACAUGCCCCCUCAGACGAGCACAGGACUAGAUCUUUCCCAGACGGUGAAGAUCAUGAUAAGCCACGACGGCGCGCACGAUCACCAUCGCCUUCACGUAGAGGAGCGAGUCCGGUCAGACGCACGCACGAACGCGAUCGACGUUCUCAGAAGCAACGGCGUAGCCCCGAGCGCCGCAGCCGAUCGCCGAGAAAACGAUCAUCGCCAGUACGCGACGCAGAGCGAGCAGAGGAUGGAUACGCAAGCGACGAAUCAAUCGGUCCGCAACCUCCUGCUCGUGGUCGUGGAGCCCAGUCGUCUCGCACGAGCACUAUUGAUUCUCGCUUUGCGCCCGAUUAUGAUCCCAGAAGUGAUGUCGCUUUCGAGGAGCCGGACUUGACGAAGGCUGGUGAUGAUUGGUCGAAUUCGCUGGCUGCAGUACGAGCGCGUGCAGACUGGCGCAACCAGGGCGGAGCAACUGCUAAGUCAAAAGACGGCGUAGAAAACGGCAUCGAUGUCCAAGAUCUGCGCUGGCGGAAAAGCGGCGAGGAAAGGGAAUGGGACAGAGGAAAGCUGCUCGACGGAGACUCUGUUGACAUUCGUCCUGCAUGGGCCUCGAGAUUUACCGAAUAGUUUCGUAGCAUAAUCGCGCAUUGUUGAUUGCGUGGAGUAGAACUCCCAACGUUCACAGAAUUCAGGGUCAACCUCUGAAUGUGUGCUGACACAUGCUUACGACGCUUUACCGUUCCAAGGUUGUCGAAGCACAACCGUUUCACAAGUAUUGCAACAUGUGUGCUUCAUUUCAGUUAUCGUGGUUGACAUCCAAUAUUCAGAGAUGGUCGUUG
Molecule: messenger RNA, 1310 nt
Organism: Dissoconium aciculare CBS 342.82
Lineage: Eukaryota; Fungi; Ascomycota; Dothideomycetes; Mycosphaerellales; Dissoconiaceae
Exons: 1
Coding region: 94-1098 (334 amino acids)
Source: RefSeq, a predicted model, not a curated record